AUGACAAGAACCGAGAACAAAGGAAUUAGUAUUGCCAUUGAUAGAGGUGGCACCUUCACUGAUUGUGUCGGAAAUCCAGGAUCAGGCAAAUUGGAAGAUGACAUUGUUAUCAAGCUUUUAUCUGAAGAUCCCGUCAAUUAUGAAGAUGCGCCACUUGAAGGCAUUCGCCGAAUUUUGUCCAAGUUCACAGGUCGUGAGAUCCCUCGAGGGGAACCCAUUGAUACCUCCUUGAUCCAAAGCAUUCGAAUGGGUACGACUGUUGCGACGAACGCUUUACUAGAGCGUAAAGGAGAAAAAAUUGCCUUAAUCGUCAGCAAGGGUUUCCGGGAUUGCCUACAGAUCGGAAAUCAAUCCCGUCCCCGGAUCUUCGAUCUCGCUAUUCAACGUCCUGAAGUACUCUACGAGGUGGUCAUUGAAGUGGAUGAGCGCGUUACUCUCGAGGAUUAUGCCGAGGAUCCCACGCGUCACGUUACAUCCACUGCGCCACGAGAGGACACAGCUCAUAAUACUGAAGUCGUUCGAGGCCUUUCUUCAGAAGCAGUUCGAGUUCUGAAGCGUCCAUCUGAAGAGGUGGUAAGAUCACAACUACAGGAAGUCUUUAAUAAAGGGAUUCGCAGUAUUGCAGUAUGCUUGAUGCAUGGCUACACAUAUCCAGAUCAUGAAGCGUUGGUUGGACAACUCGCUACAGAGAUUGGGUUUCACCAUGUCAGUCUCAGUCAUCAACUUAUGCCAAUGAUCAAGCUCAUCCCGCGUGCGACCUCAGCCUGUGCGGACGCAUAUUUGACUCCUACUAUAAAGAGGUAUAUAUCAGGAUUUCAGAAUGGAUUCAAAGGCGGACUUGGCAGCGAGAGCGUCAAGCAUGAGCAAGGCAGCAGAGGAGCUCGUUGUGAAUUCAUGCAAUCAGAUGGUGGCUUGGUCGAUGUCGAUCAAUUCUCCGGAUUACGCGCUAUUCUAUCGGGUCCUGCUGGUGGAGUAGUGGGCUACGCCUUAACAUCCUACGACCCGGUAGCAAAAAUCCCGAUUAUUGGAUUCGACAUGGGAGGUACAAGCACAGAUGUCAGCCGGUUUGGAGCUGGCCGAUAUGAACAUGUGUUUGAGACUACCACCGCAGGGGUGACUAUCCAGUCACCUCAACUAGAUAUCAAUACUGUAGCAGCUGGUGGGGGAUCUCAGCUAUUCUACCGCAAUGGGAUGUUUGUUGUUGGCCCUGAAUCCGCAGGGGCACAUCCUGGCCCAGCAUGCUAUCGCAAGAAUGGUCCAUUGACAGUCACCGACGCCAAUUUGUUUCUUGGUAGACUGGUUCCGGAUUUCUUUCCAAUGAUUUUUGGUCCAAAUGAGAGCCAAGGGUUGGAUGAACAGAGCAGCCAAGGGAUGUUUGAACAGUUGACUCGAGAAAUUAACGAAGACCUUGCAAAAGGUGGCCAGAGAAAAAAUAUGACAGCAGAUGAAGUUGCCUUUGGUUUUAUUAAGGUUGCCAAUGAAACGAUGACACGGCCUAUCCGAUCUUUGACGGAAGCCAAGGGACAUGAUACUUCUAAGCACAGACUAGCCACCUUUGGCGGUGCCGGUGGACAGCAUGCUGUUGCUAUUGCGGAGAGUCUUGGGGUUAGGCAGAUUUUGAUACAUAGGUAUUCUUCGGUCCUCUCGGCCUAUGGAAUGGCCCUUGCAGACGUGGUUGAAGAAAAUCAGGAACCCGAGUCAAAAACUUGGAGUGAUGAUUCAACAGUACGGGGAGAACUUGAAAAGAAAAUGACACAACUUAAAAUGAAAGCUAUUCAGAGACUACGAGACCAAGGCUUCGAAGACGAAUCUAUUGUGUUUGAAGAAUAUCUCAACAUGCGAUACCGCGGCACGGAAUCGGCUCUGAUGAUAUUGAAGCCCAGUCAAGAAGAGUCUGAUGACUCCAGUGACGAGGAUGAUUGGGAGUUCGGGAAAGCCUUCACAAACCAGCAUGAGCAAGAAUUUGGAUUCACCUUACCGGAUCGAGACAUUAUUGUUGAUGAUGUUCGAGUGAGAGGCAUUGGAAAGAGCUUCCAGAUGUGUGAAAAGACCGUGGACCAGCAACUUGCAGAAGCCAGGCCUUGUGACGUGAAAAGUGGGCAAUACAGAACUUCUCUCGUCUAUUUUGAGGGUGGUCGACAGGAAACUCCAAUUUACAAGUUGGACGACUUAAAUAUCAACGAUCGAGUAAGCGGACCUGCAGUCCUUGCCGAUGAGACUCAGACCAUCGUCGUGACUCCAGGAAGCUCAGCGCUUCUUACCAAGACUCAUGUCAUUAUCAACAUCGGAAAACCAGACUCGGAUGACAAUCUGCCAGGAAUCAGCACUGAAGCCGUCGACCCUAUUCUACUCAGUGUCUUCUCUCAUCGGUUCAUGGCUAUUGCAGAGCAAAUGGGACGUGCCUUACAGAAAACGAGUGUGAGUACUAAUGUCAAGGAGCGUCUCGACUACUCAUGCGCAUUGUUCGAUGCUGAAGGUGGACUGGUUGCCAAUGCUCCACAUCUACCUGUUCAUUUAGGUAGCAUGUCAACAUGUGUACGCAUGCAAGCACAAAUCUGGAAAACCAAAUUAAAGCCAGGCGAUGUGAUUGUGUCUAAUCAUCCUGAAUUUGGCGGCACCCAUCUCCCUGAUAUAACGGUCAUACAGCCAGCGUUUAGUGAUGGCAAAAUCAUAUUUUACGUCGCCUCAAGAGCGCAUCAUGCCGACAUAGGAGGCAUCUUGCCUGGAUCUAUGCCACCUCACUCUAAAGAGCUCUACCAAGAAGGAGCCACAAUCAAGAGUGAAAAGCUCGUAUCUGAAGGCAAAUUCAACGAAGAGCGUAUCACAGAGCUUCUGUACCACGAGCCCGCCAAGUAUCCAGAUUGCAGUGGAACUCGAUGUUUAGCAGACAACCUGAAUGACCUUAAAGCUCAGAUAGCAGCUAACAAGAAAGGAAUUAACCUGAUCAGCAUUCUUAUUGAAGAAUAUGGCGAGGAAGUUGUCUCGUUCUACAUGCACCAGAUUCAAGACAAUGCCGAGCUCAGCGUCCGCAAUUUACUGAAAGAAGUCAGCCAUAAAUUCACCGGCAAUAAUCUUAAUGCACUUGAUCAUAUGGACGACGGAACGCCCAUCCAGCUACAGAUUUCCAUUGACGCGGAGAAGGGUGAAGCAAUUUUUGAUUUUGAAGGAACAGGUCCAGAAGUAUAUGCCAACAUCAAUGCGCCAGAAGCUGUCACGUAUUCGGCCAUCAUCUAUUGUCUGCGGUGUCUUAUUUCAGCCGACAUUCCCUUAAAUCAGGGCUGUCUCAAACCGAUUGAUGUUCGAAUUCCUCCUAAGAGCAUACUGUCUCCAUCGGAAUCUGCUGCAGUUGUAGGUGGCAAUGUUUUAACGAGCCAACGUGUCACCGACGUUAUCCUUAAAUGCUUCGAAGCGUGCGCUGCUUCGCAAGGGGAUACCAAUAAUUUGACAUUUGGGUUCGGUGGCAACCGAGCCGGCGAAGAGGAGACGAAGGGGUUUGGAUACUAUGAAACCAUAGCUGGUGGAAGCGGUGCAGGACCAACCUGGAACGGCACAUCAGGAGUACACACCCAUAUGACCAAUACACGUAUCACCGACGCUGAGGUUUUUGAACGGCGAUAUCCCGUUAUACUGCGGGAAUUCAGUCUACGUCCUGACUCUGGCGGCGAUGGACAGCAUCGGGGAGGAGAUGGAGUCAUUCGAGACAUUGAAUUCCGGAUCCCAGUGCAAGUCUCCAUUCUAUCCGAACGAAGGGUGUAUCAUCCGUACGGACUAGCAGGAGGUGAAGACGCUAAAUGUGGUCUGAAUCUAUGGGUUCGACAUAUCCAAGACUCCGAUGGCAACCGGGAAGAAAGACAGAUUAAUUUAGGUGGGAAGAAUUCUGUACAGAUGCAACCUGGAGAGCGGAUCAUUAUUCGAACUCCUGGAGGUGGAGGAUGGGGUCAAAUCGGUACUGAACAACAACUUCUUCGUGAGAAAGAUGCUCGUCAUAAUUGGCGCGGAGGCUCUAUUGCGACUCGAGAAGCAACCCAAGAGGCAAGUAUGUGA
Messenger RNA from Penicillium malachiteum, 4044 nucleotides. RefSeq lists its product as uncharacterized. The record is from RefSeq and is a predicted model, not a curated record. Lineage: Eukaryota; Fungi; Ascomycota; Eurotiomycetes; Eurotiales; Aspergillaceae. The coding region runs from base 1 to 4044 and encodes 1347 amino acids. Gene Ontology annotation, molecular function: 5-oxoprolinase (ATP-hydrolyzing) activity. The transcript is spliced from 5 exons. Gene Ontology annotation, biological process: glutathione metabolic process. Gene Ontology annotation, cellular component: cytosol.